AUGUCUGCGGCCUUCUCCUCACCGCUUCUUUCUAAAGUCAUCAACAGCUUCGCACCCGUCCUUCGGCGUCUACCAGGCAUCGCGUCAACAUUCUCUUCGCCCCCUCAGCACGUCGUCGUUAUGGCGGGCAAUCUAGCUAUGGAGACUCCUCUGCUACGUCUUCGUGAUGGUAACAAGGUGCCAAUGCUUGCUUUCGGUACCGGCACGUCAUGGUUCAAGGAGCCAGAAGACCACGACAAGUUUGAUAAAGAUCUGGUUGUCAUGGCCAAGGACGCUCUGGAAGCUGGAUUCCGCCACCUUGACUGCGCCGAGAUGUACGAUAAUGAAGCAGAGGUUGGCCAGGCCAUCAGGGAGAGUGGCAUCCCUCGUGAAGAGCUUUUCGUCACAACCAAAGUCGCGAAUGGGAUCAAAGACGUUCCCAGAGCCAUUGAGGAGAGUUUGAAAAGACUCCAACUCGACUAUGUUGACCUAUAUCUUAUUCAUGAGCCUUGGAAUCUUCACACCCCUGAAGAUUACCAGAAUGCCUGGCGUGGAAUGGAGGAGGUCAAGGCUUCGGGCAAAGCCAAAUCGAUUGGCGUCAGCAAUUUUGUGCGCAAAGACCUCGAGAUGAUUCUCAAAGGUAGCCCACAGGAACUUCCCGUUGUGAAUCAGCUGGAAUAUCACCCAUACAUUCAGCGUGAGAACGAUGGCGUCCCCUAUAUUCCUUGGAUGCAGGAGCAAGGCAUCCAGGUCGAGGCGUUCAAGGGUCUGACCCCACUAGCCCGUUGCCCAGAAGGGCCUCUUGUAGGGCCUCUGGAGCGUAUAGCCAAGUCACACAAUGUGUCCGACUCUGCUGUCAUGCUUCGGUGGUUCCUGCAGCAGAGCAUCGUUGCUAUCACGACCACACGCAAGAAGGAGCGCCUACGGGAAUACGCACAGGCCCUGACUUUCAAGCUCACGAAGGAAGAGAUGGAUGAGAUUUUCUCGGAGGGCAAGAAGCUAUUCAAGCGAUUCUACUUCCCAGAACGAUACGACGCUAAGGACCGAUCUUAG
This is a messenger RNA of Beauveria bassiana ARSEF 2860, 1032 nucleotides long. RefSeq names its product ketoreductase, putative. Lineage: Eukaryota; Fungi; Ascomycota; Sordariomycetes; Hypocreales; Cordycipitaceae. The transcript is spliced from 4 exons. Bases 1 to 1032 code for a protein of 343 amino acids. The record is from RefSeq and is a predicted model, not a curated record. Gene Ontology annotation, molecular function: aldose reductase (NADPH) activity; oxidoreductase activity, acting on NAD(P)H as acceptor. Gene Ontology annotation, cellular component: cytosol.